AUGCAGUCCCUAGUAUGCGGAGAUACGAAUGGAACGAGUGGACGAACGCACCGCCGGUCGUCACGUUUGUCGUUUGUCGCGGCGCAUUUUUCACGACCGGUAAUAGAAACUCAACAAAAACAGGGAUAUCGAUGGACGACCGGCAAAAAACGCACCGGCUUCGGGGGUAUCGGCAGAAAAACAGCACUUUCGGCAAAAGGCGAAAUUGCGAAAGGCGAGGACGCAGGCGCAGCGCAGUUGGUGCGAAUGCCGCCGUCGUCGCAGUCAAAGAACAAACCUCCUCCGAAAACAGCCGACAGUCGUUUCGCCGCCCAAACACCGUUGCCUCAUUGGCGAAUUCGUCGCGAAACUGUGAGGGUGGACAGGACAGAGAAGCCGCCGGCAAACUGCUGCUGUGACUGA
This is a messenger RNA of Soboliphyme baturini, 402 nucleotides long. NCBI's taxonomy places the organism in Eukaryota, Metazoa, Nematoda, Enoplea, Dioctophymatida, Soboliphymatidae. The record is from the annotation of a GenBank genome assembly.